Messenger RNA from Nicotiana tabacum (common tobacco), 945 nucleotides. RefSeq lists its product as uncharacterized. Lineage: Eukaryota; Viridiplantae; Streptophyta; Magnoliopsida; Solanales; Solanaceae. Gene Ontology annotation, molecular function: nucleic acid binding. Gene Ontology annotation, biological process: DNA integration. The record is from RefSeq and is a predicted model, not a curated record.
AUGAGAAAGAAGAAUGAUGACCACAUGUUUCACAAAUUCUUUUAUAUGCUGAAGCAGAUACACUUGAACAUACCUUUGGUGGACAUGCUCCGUGAGGUCCCAAAAUAUGCAAAAUAUAUUGAGGAUAUAGUGGCAAAUAAGAGGAGGUUAACUAAAUUUGAGACCGGAGCACUUACCGAGGAGUGCACUUCCAGGAUUCAACAUAAGCUUCCACAAAAGCUUAAGAUUUUGGGUAGUUUUACCAUCCCCGUGGGGAUUGGUGAAAUUGAUAUGGGUAGAGCCUUGUGUGAUUUGGGUGCAAGUAUCAAUUUGAUGACGUUGUCAGUGUUCAAACAAUUGGGAUUAGGAGCUCCGAGACCCACCACGGUCCUGCUAAAGUUAGCUGAUAGAUCUUAUGUUUAUCCUGAGGGGGUAAUUGAGGACGUCUUGCUGCACAUAGGGAAGUUUAUUUUCCCUGCAGAUUUUAUCAUCCUGGACUACGAGGCUGAUGAGUUAGUUCCUGGAGAUGCCAUUAUCAAAGUCCGAGAAGUUGUAGAGCCAAGUGCAUUUAAAGAAGAUGCACUAGAAAAGGCAUUGAUGUUGUUCAAUCACUUGGAACUGGAAGAAGAGGAUGAGGAGAUGUUGCAAAUUUUGAAUGCAUCUUGUGAAUACAUAAGAGAAAGAUACCAGUUUGAGCCUCUAGAUAGGCCAAUCGGCCUUCCCCCUAGACCCUCAGUUGAGGAGGCUCCAAAACUGGAACUUAAACCCUUACAAUCUCAUCUUCAUUAUGCAUAUUUUGGUAGUUCUAACACUUUACCUGUGAUUGUUUCUUCUCAUUUGUCUAAAUUGCAAGAAGAAAAGCUCUUAAGGGUGCUGAGGGAGCACAAACAUACCAUUGGUUGGACAAUGUCUAACAUAAAAGGUAUUAGCCCUGCAUUCUUCAUGCACAAAAUACUCAUGGAGUAA